AUGUUCCUGAGCAAAAAUAGUUGCAGGAACGAGAGCAUCACGUCGUUCAAUAGGAUGGCUGGCGUUAAAGUGUUAUCGUUCCUCCAAAACCUGUCUCGUAGAAAACCGUUGGACCCUGAAGGAGAGGUGUCCAAUUUUAAGCGCUGUUUGACCACUCUGGACCUGGUGGCCCUCGGGGUGGGUAGCACUUUGGGGGCUGGGGUGUACGUCCUGUCCGGAGAGGUGGCUCGUACUGUGGCUGGUCCAAGCAUCAUCAUCUCUUUCCUCAUCGCAGCCAUAGCGUCUGUAUUUGCCGGACUUUGCUAUGCUGAAUUUGGGGCACGAGUUCCCAAGACCGGGUCUGCAUAUCUCUACAGCUACGUGACAGUGGGCGAAAUAUGGGCUUUCAUAACAGGCUGGAAUCUCCUCUUGUCUUAUGUCAUCGGGACAUCCAGCGUGGCCAGAGCUUGGAGUGGGACGUUUGAUGACCUAAUUGGAAAAGUAAUUGCUAAUACUCUGGGGAAACAAGCUCCAAUGAACUUACCAGGAUUAGCGCCUUACCCAGACUUCUUUGCAGCAGCCCUCAUUAUGAUUCUGGCUGGGAUCCUUGCAUUUGGUGUCAAGGAGUCUGCCAUUGUGAAUAAGAUUUUUACAGCUGUGAAUGUCCUGGUGCUGUUGUUUGUCAUUUUUUCUUCGUUCAUAAAAGGCAAUAUUAAUAACUGGUACAUUGAGGAAGAGGUCCUGAAUGAAUACAGAACAAACAUAUCUUUUAAUGUAACUAUCAACUACGGUUCUGGAGGCUUUUUUCCUUUUGGAUUAGAAGGGACUUUAGCAGGAGCAGCCACUUGUUUUUAUGCAUUUGUGGGGUUUGACUGCAUUGCAACAACAGGGGAAGAGGUGCAGAAUCCUCAGAAGUCCAUUCCAUUAGGCAUUGUGGCCUCUUUACUUAUUUGCUUCUUGGCAUAUUUUGGAGUCUCUGCUGCCCUUACGCUGAUGAUGCCAUACUUCUUACUGAGCGUUGACAGCCCUCUGCCUGUUGCCUUCACGUUCAUCGGCUGGGGUCCUGCUAAAUAUGCUGUGGCAGUGGGGUCUCUCUGUGCCCUCUCAACAAGCCUAUUGGGGUCUAUGUUUCCAAUGCCUCGAGUGCUUUUUGCAAUGGCCAGGGAUGGACUUCUUUUCAAGCCUUUGAGUAAAAUGAGUGACAGACAAAGCCCAGUUAUUGCAACAUUGGCUUCAGGGAUUGUGGCAGCUAUCAUGGCAUUGCUGUUCGACCUAAAGGCUUUGGUUGAUAUGAUGUCAAUUGGGACUCUCUUUGCUUACACCCUUGUGGCAGUUUGCAUCCUCAAACUCAGAUACCAACCAGAUAAUAGUGAUGAUUCAGCUCCAAGCAAACCCGAGCCAUUGACAGUACAUGGGCUGCUAUGUCCUCCUAUGCAACCCACUGAAAGGUCUUCUAAAAAUGUGUCAGUGUGUGCUGUUUUUAUCAUUUGUUUAGUGAUCAGUCUAAGCCUCUUUGUAUCUGGUGGUAUUGAGGCCCUGCAAGCACGCCAGUGGUGGAUUCUACUAUGUGUCUCUGUAAAUCUUUUGAUGCUUUUUGGUAUCAUCCUCAUCAUUUGGAGGCAGCCCCAGAGCCAGACCAAGGCUGCAUUUAUGGUUCCAUUUGUCCCUUUUUUACCUAUAUUGAGUACCUUGGUAAAUGUCUACCUAAUGGUCCAGCUUGGGGCGGACACAUGGAUCCGAUAUGCAGUGUGGAUGACCAUAGGUUUAAUCAUCUAUUUCAGCUAUGGUGUUCAGCACAGUGUCCAGAAACAACGACUUGAAAGAUCACCAGACUUGCUAAAGAUGAUGCUGUCUCCGGGUUUUCGCUCUGAUGAAGACGAUGAGAUGGCUGUUUUUGAGUCCACUGCUGCAGAGUAUGGGGGCCCAGGCAGACCUCGUCUACCAGAACUUUCUGUGAUUUCUCCAGGGCUCGACAGUCGGCCUUCCACCAUUGGCCCUUUACAGACCAUGAAGCAGUCAUUCGUGAAACCAGGCAUUCACGAGCAAGGGAAUCCUGAGAAAGUGAAGGUCUUUCUGCGCAUCAGACCUCUAACUGAAAUGGAGAAAGACCGUGGGGAAGAACAAGGCUGUGUCCUUGUUCAGGAUGAAAAGUCUCUUCUCCUCAAAGCUCCAAGAGAUUCCCAGACCAUGAGAAACGCAGAACGAGGCAUUACUCAGAGCAUGCACAAGUUCAGCUUUUCAAAGAUUUUUAGACAAGAAACCACUCAGCAGCAAUUUUAUGAGCAGACUCUAAAAACAAUGGUGAAGGAUGUGCUUCAAGGGGAGAACCGACUGUUGUUUACAUAUGGAGUUUCCAACUCUGGGAAAACCUACACUAUUCAGGGAAGUGGUAGAGAAGCCGGUCUUUUGCCACGAGCUUUGGCCUCCAUGUUUAUGAAGUUGCAGGGCCAACUGUACAGCGGCUUGGAUCUGAAGCCUGUCAUGUACCAAGAUAUAAAACGACUAGACCAAUCUGAGGUGAAAGUGGAGGAAAGUCGUAGAGACUCGCUGCUUAAGGAUGAUAGUCCAAUGUCCCGACGCGUUGGGACCACCACUGUUUGGGAUAGUGGAAUUGGAGGACUCUCAUCCUUAAGUAACAUGGUCACUCAGCUGGAAGAUGCUGACAGUGUGUGUCUGGAGCCAGACAGCCUGUCCAACAGUGGGGAGGAUGACCUCGAGGAUGGGGUGCAGUUUUCCGUCUGGGUGUCCUAUUAUGAGAUCUACAAUGAGUUCCUGUAUGACUUACUGGAUUCUUCACCCUCAAUGCAGCCCAAAAAGAGGGUUACACUCAGACUAGGUGAUGACAAGCAGGGCAAUCCAUACGUGAAAGACUUGACAUGGGUUCAAGUUCGUAGUGCUGAGGAGGCAUGGCAGGUUGUCAGAGUUGGUCGUCGUAACCAAAGUUUUGCUAGUACUCAUCUCAAUCAUAAUUCAAGCCGCAGUCACAGCAUCGUUUCCAUCCGCAUCCUGCACGUUCACCCAGAGAUGGUUUCAGCCCAAGCUAUGCGUAUCAGCGAAUUGACCAUAUGUGACUUGGCUGGGUCUGAACGAUGCAAAGAGCAGCGCAAUGGAGAAAGGAUGAAAGAGGCCAACAACAUCAACACGUCGCUGCUGACAUUGGGGCGAUGCAUUUCUGCGUUGCGACACAACCAGAACAAUAAGUCCCGCCCCCCACAGGUUGUGCCUUUUCGUGACAGUAAACUGACUCGUGUGCUGCAAGGAUUCUUUUGUGGUAAAGGAAUUUCCAGCAUGGUGGUCAACAUCAACCCCUGUGCCUCAAUCUACGACGAAACCCUACAAGCUCUAAAGUUCUCGGCAAUAGCGACUCAACUGGUGCAUGGCCCAUCAACCAAGAACAGAGUGGCCUAUAUCCUGUCUCUGUUGCGUGAUCCUGCGGCAGGCAAAAACGACAGUACUGUAAUCGAAGAAGAUGAAGAGGACAGUGAUGUGGAAGAUGGGGACAUCACUAUGUUAAAUACAGAAGCCCUGCUGCAGGCAAUUGACGUUCUGAAAAAAGAGGUGCAACGACAGUGGACAGAGAAAGAAGUCCUGGAGGCAAAUGUGCGAGAAGAAGUGGUCUCUGAAAUGAUGGAGGUCAUCAAUGGGAUGCAGGAAGGUUUCAGUGAGAGUCUGGAGACUGAACGAGCUCUACUGGAAGAGAGAUACGAGGAGAAGAUUGACAAUCUACAGAAACAUUUGAAACGUUUCUACAGCCAGGAGCUGAAGGAACGAGACCAAGAGAUAGAAGCUUUAUCUGCUGCGUUAGAAAAACAAAAGCCUCAGUCGACAAAUAUAACAAACUUAUUUUCUGAGGAGCCACGUAGAUCGCAGAGACUCACAGUUAGCUCAGAGGUGAGCCGGUUACGCUGCGAGCUGGACCAGUGCCGAGCUGAGCUGCUGACCAAGACACAAGAGCUGAUCAAACUGAAGGCCCAAAUGGAAAUCCCUGGAUCUGCAGGUGCACUGACAAAUGCUGCUGAUCGAAAACUGGAGGAGGGUCAACGAAACCUACGGCAGCUGCGUCAGGACUUGCAUCGACUUGGGCUGGACCUGCAGUCUGGGGAAAGGGCGUGUUGUCGUAACACUGGAGGAGAGCGUCUGCGGCAAGCCUUAACCACUGCUGACGAGACACUGGCCAAACAGGACCAGAUCCUGGUGGACUUGCAGAAGAAUUUAUUGCUGGUCAAAGCAGACUUGAGGCGUAAAGCUGAGAAUUUGGCUCAGCCCACCAGGCCUCUGCUGCCCCCUGCAGGAUGCUCCUCUACCACCCCAGGCUCCUGCAAGAAACGAGGCUGUGCUGCAGGGGAUGCCGAAAACAGACCUCCAGAAAAACGACAGUUUUUCCAGAAUUUAUUCCCAACACGCACUCCAAACAGGAAGUACAAUACACGUGCAGCAGGAGAUGACAACCUCACUCCAUAUUCACAAAUCCUGCGCUCGCGGCAGCAGUCUCCACCCCCCAGCCCUGCUCCAAUGCCUCGCAGCAUCAGGGGAAAAUACUAA
Molecule: messenger RNA, 4521 nt
Organism: Knipowitschia caucasica
Lineage: Eukaryota; Metazoa; Chordata; Actinopteri; Gobiiformes; Gobiidae
Source: the annotation of a GenBank genome assembly